UUAACCUUCAAACGAACGAAGAUACGGAUUUAUCGCGCGCGUCCGGGACGUCGCCCAUUCAUGUCGUACUCAGCGGACGUGACGAAUUCGCCGGUCUCUCAGUACAUGUAAAAUUUCGCUCGUCGCUCGUACCGCGUUUUGAUCGCGAUGACGUGGCCCCCCGCGAUACAUUAUUUAUUUUAUAAAUAUUUUUCUCAAUGAACACGUCGCGCAGCUGGCCGUGGAUCUAAUCUAAUCUGUCGCUGAACAAAUACGAUAUCGACCACCAUACGCAGCAGUGGAAUUUCACAGUUUUACAAACGAUUGUUGCCAACGUUUUACAGUCCGUCGCGGCCGCGUUUCGCGGCAGUGUUCUCGCUUUAAAUCACUACCAAGCCGGAAGUAAAACAAGAAGAAAGUACAAUGUUGGCUCUAUUUUUAGUAUUAUUGUGUUCUUCAUUUAUCGUCGAUGCGGUCAACAGAGAUAACUUCAAAAGAUGCGAUCAGAGCAGUUUUUGCCGGCGGUGCCGAAAGAUGGAAUCUGGAAAGACGCCGUAUCAACUUCUACCAGAUACUCUUGUACAGAGUGAAUUUAUGAUCACUGUAGAAUUAUAUAAUAAGGACACAAAUAUCUUCUAUGUGGUGAAACUUACGUCGUUGAAGGAGAACACGUUUAGGUUACACAUUAAUGAAAAACACCCCCUACAUCCCAGAUAUGAGAACGAGUAUGCGCUUCAUGAUCAGCCGCAAACAGUGAAAUUGGAUUCUGUGGAAAAGACUGCUGAGAGUAUAACCGUAACAAAGGAUGAAAACAAAGCUGUUUUGUACAUUAAUCCAUUUAAAGUAGAUCUGUACUCCCAAGGUGUUUUAGCAAUAUCGGCGAAUGCUCGCGGCCUUAUGAGAUUUGAGCAUUUGCGUACUAAGCCAGUAAGAUCAGAACAAAGCGACAACCCAGAAGCUGUGGACACAAAUAACAGUACGUUUCCUGGUGAUGGUGCUGAUGAUGAUCCUGGUGCUUGGGAAGAGAACUUCAAGGAGCAUCACGAUGCAAAACCGUUUGGGCCGGAGGCUGUUGCUAUGGACUUCAGUUUUCCCGGAUCGGAGCAUGCGUAUGGUGUGCCGGAGCAUGCUGAUUCACUAGCAUUGCAGUCAACCAAAUCCACCGAUCCGUACAGACUGUAUAAUCUGGAUGUAUUUGAGUAUGAAACGAACGAACGUAUGGCUUUGUACGGUGCCAUCCCGGUUCUCUAUGCUCAUGGAAAGGAAAGAACAUCGGGUGUUUUCUGGCAUAAUACAGCUGAAACUUGGGUAGAUAUUUUAUCAAGUGCAGACAAUAACGUCGUAGAAAGCAUCGUUAAUUUCGUAUCCAGAUCCAGCAAAAAGUCCCAAGUGGAUGCUCAUUUCAUGUCCGAGUCCGGAGUCAUCGAUAUAUUCUUCAUGCUAGGUCCAAAGCCACUGGACGUGUUUAGACAGUACACUAUUUUAACUGGCACAGCUCCUCUGCCGCAGAUGUUCACUUUGGGAUAUCAUCAGUCUCGUUGGAACUAUAACGAUCAGGAUGAUGUUGCAACAAUCGCCGAAGGUUUCGAUACACACGACAUACCGUUAGAAGUUAUGUGGCUUGAUAUCGAAUACACCGACAGUAAGAAAUACUUCACAUGGGACUCGCGCAAGUUCCCCAAUCCUCUCGACAUGAUACGCAAUCUUACUGCCAAAGGGAGGAAAUUGGUGGUUAUUAUCGAUCCUCAUAUUAAACGUGACAGCAAUUACUUUUUACAUAACGACGCCACUAGCCUGGGCUAUUACAUUAAACACCGAGACGGUAAAGAUUACGAAGGAUGGUGCUGGCCCGGAUCCUCGUCAUAUUUAGACUUUUUCAAUCCGAACGUCUUUGAAUAUUACGUCGGUCUGUACAGUUUGGACAAGUUUCACGGUACCACCAACGACGUUUACAUCUGGAACGAUAUGAACGAGCCCAGUGUAUUCAACGGUCCCGAGAUAACGGCCCUGAAAGAUCUCGUUCACUACGGAGGUUGGGAACACAGAGAUGUCCACAACAUAAACGGACACGUGUACAUUCGUGCAACGUACGAAGCUUUGUUCCGUCGGUCGGGGGGCUCUCUGAGGCCCUUCGUUCUAACGAGAUCCUUCUUCGCCGGGUCUCAACGUUACGCGGCGAUGUGGACCGGCGACAACAUGGCCGACUGGAAUCACCUACGCGCGAGUUAUCCGAUGUGCCUUUCGGUGGCUAUAUCGGGAAUGUCAUUUUGCGGUGCCGAUGUCGCCGGUUUCUUCAAGAAUCCGGACUCCGAAUUGUUCAUCAGGUGGUAUCAAGCGGCGAUAUGGCUGCCCUUCGUCCGUCAGCAUUCUCACAUCGAGACGAAGAGACGGGAACCAUGGACGUUCAACGAAGAGACCACGCAGGUUGUUCGCGAGGCGCUCAGACUUCGGUACUCCUAUCUUCCGUAUUGGUACACCCUCUUCCGCGAACACGAAGUGAACGGCUCGCCCGUUGUACGUCCUCUGUGGGUGCACUACCCGGCCGAGACGGAAACCUUCACUAUCGACGAUCAUUUACUGCUCGGUGACUCGAUACUCGUACGCCCGGUAUUCCAGACCGGUGCCACCGAAGUGUCCGUUUACUUCCCAGGCGAAGGCAAGCUGGCGUGGUACGACAUCGAUACGAUGCAACCCUAUCAGCAAGCGGGGUACGUCAAUAUUCCGGUGACGAUCCACAAGAUCCCUGUGUUCCAAAAGAGCGGUACUAUCGUGCCGCGAAAGAUGAGGAUACGACGCAGCACGGUCCCCAUGAAGAACGAUCCGUACACGCUAAUAGUAAUCGCCGAUAAUAACGGCAAAGCUGGAGGUAAUCUGUAUAUCGACGAUGAGACCAGUUUCGAGUACCGUCACGGAAAAUACCUGUACCUAAGACUAAAUUUGGCCGGCAAUAAGAUAACUUCGACCCUGAUAGAUAAGUUGGCUUCAUACGAGACGCUGAGCUGGCUGGAGAGAAUAGAUAUAGCUAAUCCGCCUCAAGGAAUCAAGUCUGCCCAGCUGCAGUUUCAUAAUAUGGGAAAAUUAACCUUGGAGACUAAAUAUAAUCCAAAUAACAAUGUAUUAACAAUACGUAAACCAGCUGUAAAUAUGGGCGAAGAAUGGACUAUUGAAUUAUUACAUUAGGAUUAUGACUCCACUCAUGAUCUACUCAGUAAUCGUAAUCGAUAAUGCCACUUUUUUAUUACUAUACAUGUUUCAGCUGUGAUCCGGGUUAUUAUAUCUGUUAAAACAAUAGGGAAGCAAAAUUUAGCUAUUAUGAGAACGAAAUAAUUGUUAUCUUUUUUGGUAAGGGAAAAAAAUUCGCUUGCAACGUUUUUCAGAUAUGCAAUCAAGAUGUAUAAUGUCGCAAAGCUGGGAAGUGUUUAUACAAAUAUUGUCCUGUGUAAUUUUUGCAACUUUGUUUUAUAUUAUACAAAACCAGAAAAACAAAGUGUAUAAAUAUUCCAGGCUAUUAUAGUUGAUUACAACAAAAAUAUUACUUUACAUUGAACGAGUAUACACAUUUAUGUAAUUAAUUUAAGAGAAUAUACAUUUCUCUAAAUUUAUCAUAAAAUACCAUGUAUCCAAAUAAAACAACAUUUGGCCGUGAA
Molecule: messenger RNA, 3626 nt
Organism: Dinoponera quadriceps
Lineage: Eukaryota; Metazoa; Arthropoda; Insecta; Hymenoptera; Formicidae
Gene: GCS2alpha
Product: neutral alpha-glucosidase AB
Exons: 7
Coding region: 403-3159 (918 amino acids)
Biological process (GO): N-glycan processing; carbohydrate metabolic process
Molecular function (GO): alpha-glucosidase activity; carbohydrate binding
Source: RefSeq, a predicted model, not a curated record